GUAGUUUCGAAGUGACAAAAGAAGUGACGUCACUAUCGUUUACAUAUCUGAAUUUUCAGUGUUGUAGUUGAAUACCUUAGCGAAAAAAUCAAGGCCAUGACAACUUUUGUAUUUGUCAAAACGCCUUUGUUGGAAGAAAUAUAUAGAUGUAAAAAACCCCGCACAAUUAUUAUUUUUUGCGAUCGCUCACGCAUCCAUCGGCCUACAGAAGGAGAUAUUACUGGGUCGCUUCAAAGCAUUUCUAAACUUUGUGUUCUAGCUACAUAAUAUCUCAAUCUGUACAAUAUGACCGUCCUGAAAAGCAGACCAAGGAUGGCAGAUCGAAAUGAUCAUAUGGCUUCAUGGCUUCGGAUUGUGCUUUUGUGUUUAUUUUUCUUGAAUUUCAUGCCCAACGGACUUGGGUUUGGAGAUGUUGAAUGGUAUGAAAAUUACACCGUAAAUGGAUGGACGAUCCCGGUAUGUACACGUUCGUUACCAUGCAACAGUGAAAACUGUUCCACUACCCCGUACAACUCAGAUGGACAGUGUUAUUGUGAUCCUUACUGCUUUUACUUCAAUGACUGUUGUAUCGACUUUUUCAAUGAAUGUGUGGAAGAUCUUGCUGAUGAUGACUUCCCUGAGGCGACCAAAGGCAUUAAUCCCAGUCAGUUCUCAUGCGUGACACCAGCAGGAAAUCCACAAUAUAAUGAUCAGUAUCUGAUGGUGAGCAAGUGUGAUGAACGAUGGAAUGAUGAAAAGACUGACAUGACUAAAGCAAAAUGUGAAGGUCAGGCGAUGGGCGAAGACUCACUUACUUUAAUACCUGUAGUAUACAUGAAAAGCAUCACAUUCAAAAAUAUAUAUUGUGUUCUUUGCAACUUCAAGAAUGACGUAAGCCGCGUUACACCAUGGGGAAUAGACGCAACAUGCCUGUCUGCAGAGUUCGCAAAUACAUCACGAAGUAAUUUCAAUAACGAUCAAAUCAUUGGAAUUAUGAAACAUUGCGACUGGAACUUUGAGACUCCCUUUUCAUCAACAGCUGGAAGAAAUUGUAAUAAUGCACCAAGCACAUCAUGCGACGUCGACCAAGACAAUGAUACGAUGGUUCAACUAGCUGAGGCAUGUGAGUCCUACAAAGGUGUCGUCAGCGUUUAUAAUAACCCACAUUGUUACUUGUGUCACAACGCUUUGGUCUUAAAUCAAAAUAUCGAUACAAUCUAUUUAAACUUGAUUUACAUGAAAUGUCCACCCUUCACGACUGAUAAAUCCAUUAUUGCGCCCGUCUACCCUUAUCCGAAUUAUCCAAUUUCUGUCAUUUUCGAUUUUUCAUCUGUUAACGAUCUCCCUAGCCAUGAACAACAACUCGAUAUUUCCUGUGGAGAUAAUAAAAUCUAUGACCAAUAUCAUAACGUUUGUUUAAACCUUUCGUGUCCAGUGGGAUAUAGUCUCAUAAAUAGCUCUUGUCAAAGGCUUCCUUCAAACUUGAGUUGCUUGUUCGAGGAAGGACUUCCUGUCCUUAUUGAAGUGGAGUGCAUGUACGCUAUCGAAGAUAGGUCGAACUGCAAUCCUGAUGUGCAUUUACCCAAUAACAUAAUAUCUUUAUUCGAUAGCAACUACAUGACAUCUGGUAAUCUUUCGGUUAGUAAGUUCCAAGCUGAAACAAUAGGGAAUGGGUCUUUAACGGUAUGUUCUCAACGCCUGGACAUAUGGGGAUAUCUACGAAUUAAUGUUGAUGUUUCUCAAGAAAAUUUAGAUAGUGUAAUUUUGUCCAAAAACAUUCAAAACCACUUCGGAAAUGUCACUUGUAGUGACAUGACUUUAACAAUUUCUAUUGGAUGCAGCAACCUUAAAGAAAUUUGUCCCAACGUCGUUCUACAUGAUGACUUCGUAAAAUCACGUGAUAACGGGACAAGGCAGGUGUUUUUAGUUGGAGAAAUGGCAUAUAGCUUUCGCGAUUCCAUCUAUUCCAUUGAAUAUAACAUCAUAUCAGGGCAGACGAACUCAAAGCGAGAAUAUUUACAAGUGUGUAAUGUACCACCUGAAACAUGUACUUUGGUAUCACAGAACGUCUCGCUUUUUGAUGACUUAGGCAAUGGAUCUUACCUGUAUUUGCCUCUUAACAGAACAUUGACAUCGAAUGACUAUCUUGAAGUUGGAAACGACACAAUUUUCGUUUGCUCUUACGUAUUGAAAAAUAACCAUUCUUCUGGAUUUCUAAAUUUUUCUUCUGCUCAAUCAAUUCUAAGUACCGUCGGUCUUACGUUGUCCGUAAUUGCACUUUUCUUGACUUUCCUUUCUUAUCUCAAGUUUAAUCUUCUACGGAAAGCAACCUCAAACAUUUUGAUUAUGAGUCUUUGUAUUACCCUUAUAGUCGCCCAGUUAUUCAUCUUAUUUGGUGGGCUAGCGGCCUUGAAUUCUUCUAUCUGCAUCUCUUUUGCAAUCAUGGGUCACUACAUGUGGAUUGCAGUUUUCUCACAUACAACAGCUCUUGCUUUUGAUUUGCAACGUCGUUUCGGCAUCGCAGCAAAGUUUGGCCACACCGAUGAGGGCGCUUCGGUACUUGCAAGGUUCCUUGUAUUUGUUUGGGCGUGCCCAGUCCUUGUGGUCGGUCCUUGUCUUGGAAUAUAUUUUACUGGCACAACUUUUCAACAUUUCUCCCUCAGCUACAGUACACUAACUUGUUGGAUCGGUGAUGGUUUGGCCAAUCUGUAUGUCUUUGGAAUCCCUGUCGCUUGUUUCCUCAUCAUCAAUAUUAUUUUAUUUGUCAUGGUAGUUGUUGGUCUUCAUCAGAUGAGAAUUAGUCCAGUUAACAAGCACAAGAGCAAAGACUCCAAACUGUCGUCCGACCUUGUGAUAUAUGUAAAGAUGUCAACUCUGCUUGGCUUCACCUGGGUAUUGGGUUUUAUAGCUGCCUUCGCCGGUGUCACAGCUCUCUGGUAUAUCUUCAUCAUCCUCAACUCUCUCCAAGGAGUCUACAUAUUUAUUGCAUUUGUCUGCAACAAGCGUGUCCUGAUACUCUGGAAGGAAUCUUGUCCCUGCUUUGGUAGGCUCUCCUCGAUGACGUCCUCCAAGUCAAGAUCGACAUCGUCGGAAAUGGUGACAAUGAAAAAAAUCAAAGGGGAAAGUCUCGGGUAGCGAAUCGAUGCUCUGAAUGCACACUCAGAGAUCUUUGAAAAAAAGGUCUAAGAAUUGUAGCCCGAUUCAGGGUCUUCAAAAUCGAAAAAAAAAGGUCAUCGAGCAAGAGUCCUAGCCUCGCCCGAGCUCCUUUACCCGAGGCCAAGACAUCCGAUGCCAAGGAAAAUAAAUCGUAGUCUGGUGCAAUCGGCAAUGACGAGGUUGCAAAAUUGUCCUCGAGGCGGAGAAUGAUGAGGAGAUAAUAUUUAUGAUCAGUGAUACUAGUGAGCCAAAAUAUCAAUAAUUACAGAAUUGAUCAGAGCCAUUAAUAGAGAGAGUUCGGCCAACCCGGUUCACUGGGUUACUAUGCUCUGAUAUCAUCUCGACUUGAUUUUGGCAAUUCUCUUUUGUUUCAACUUCCACAAUCUAAACUCUCACGCUUACAAAAAUUACAGAAUUCUGCAGCCCGUAUUGUUACCCUUAUCAGACGCUCUACUCACAUAACUCCAGUUCUGUCCUCACUGCAUUGGUUACCCAUCGAGUACCGUAUUGUAUUUAAGUUAUUAUUGUUAGCUGAGUUUUUCACUGUAUCCAUGGAUCUGCCCCAGAAUAUAAUGUUAAUUUGUUGAUGCCAUACAAUCCUCCUCGACGUUUAAGAUCUUCUGAUUCAAAGUUGCUUACAGUUCCUAAAUCCAAGAAAUCAUGGGGGGAUAAGUCAUUUGCACAUGCGGGACCAUCCUUGUGGAAUCAGUUGCCAUAUUCCAUUCGUAGUAUUUCAAAUAUCGAUAACUUCAAAAUUGCUCUAAAAACCCAUUUGUUUAAAAUUGCCUUCCAUGCAGUAGUUUGAUUUCAUUGUCAUGACUGUGCUUCUUUUAUCUUCGUCCCUUCCUGCUCCAUGUAAUUUUUCUCUUAUUUCCUUUACGUAGCGCCUUGAGCACAUAAUCAAUGUGGAUUUGGCGCUUUAGAAAUACUCUGUAUUAUUAUUAUUAAGUGGCACAAUUUCUUUUGAAUUAGGCUUGCCUAACAAAGCAUUAUGCGCCAUGUUGGUACACUGUUAGAAAAUUUAUCCUUAAAAUAAAAGAAGUUCCUGUAGCAGUGUCUCGAGAACACCUAUAAUCUUACCAGAUUGCGUUAUCUUACAUUAUAUCAUGUAAAAUUACAGGAAAUUGGUAUUUGGUGUAUGGAAACUUAUAAAUUUCCUUAAAGAAAUUUUUUUUCCCUUUUUAAACAGACCUGUUCUGUUAAAUUGCAGAAAAAUAUCUGCUUUAUGAAUUUACAGAAUGAUUCUGUUAUUCCUUUCUGCAAAAUCUUCUUUUUUCUGUAAAAUCAGGUUUUUUUUAACAGUGUACCCAUGAUUGAAACCGGGUUGGCCGUAAUCUCUCUAUUGAUGGCUUUGGUAUCGAUAAUUACAGAGCGCCAUCUCGCGUGAACUAAAACUGAAUUGCUCUCUUCUGUUUUGGAACAGUCAACUUCAGUCCGGUCAGUGCUAUAUGUAUUAGAUUAUGGCAUACAAUGGUUUUGAGGUGAUGUCUAUAAUGUGACUUCGUCGUUGCAUGUCAUCUUUAGUAAUAAUAAUUGUUAAUUAAAUUAAGGUUUGCAGACUUUUAAAAGUAAUUUUAUAGUGCUGUUGACGGUAUUGACAUAAGUUAUUUGGUGGUGGUAUUUAGACAACUUUUUUUACUUGUAAGUUUUCUCUGGACAUUAGCUGUUUUUUUUUGAGCGCGGGCGCGCGUGUGUGUAUCAUAGUAUGCGAGGGAGAGUGUGAGAGUGUGGGUGUUCGAGUUUGUAAUGACCUUCUACUGGGGACGUUUUACCCAUGGAGGACGUCCACAGACCAGAAACAUUCAUUAUCUCAUUUCAAACCAUUUCAUAUAGUGAGCGCAUAAUAAUUAUGUUCGGUCAAUCACUUCAAGUUGUGUGUAAGGGGUAGGAAGUGUCCCCAAGUGGGCCCCGUUAGUUGAUUAAAUUUAAACUUCUGAGUGU
Molecule: messenger RNA, 5076 nt
Organism: Lytechinus pictus (painted urchin)
Lineage: Eukaryota; Metazoa; Echinodermata; Echinoidea; Temnopleuroida; Toxopneustidae
Exons: 3
Coding region: 286-3114 (942 amino acids)
Biological process (GO): G protein-coupled receptor signaling pathway; cell surface receptor signaling pathway
Cellular component (GO): membrane
Molecular function (GO): G protein-coupled receptor activity
Source: RefSeq, a predicted model, not a curated record